UCCUUUUCUUUUUCGCCACUGACCAAAGCAUUGACCGUCAAAAUUCCGGUGGAACACGAAGCGGCGGACGUCCUCGUGAACUGGCGGCGCAUUCAAUUUCCCUGGCGCCUCGUCAACUGGGCUUCUCAGCUUCCGAGGCGACGAACGAACGAAUACACCAUGGGCGGCGGUGGCCUCGACGGCGACUGGGCGGUGCUGCCCUCCCCUCCCCUCGCCGAGGUCACCCUCACCCUCGUCGGGAAGAUCAGCACCGGGAAGAGCGCCACCGCGAACUGCAUCCUUGGGACCCAAGCCUUCGCGUCGGAGCUUGCCUACGUGAGCGUCACCGAGACCUGCCAGAAGAGCAGCGCCAGCUUCCACGACGGCUGCGGCGCCACCCGCACCGUCAACGUCAUUGACACCCCGGGCUUAUUUGACAUGGAGAUCUCGAUUGAGGAUGCCCGUAAAGAGAUCGUAAAGUGCAUAGAGAUGAGCAAAGGUGGCAUACAUGCUAUGCUUAUGGUGUUCUCAGCCACAUCACGGUUUUCUUGCGAAGAGGAGAAAACAGUCGAGUCGAUUAAACGGUUUUUCGGUGGCCAAAUCCUCGACCACAUUAUAUUGGUUUUCACACAUGGAGAUGUGGUGGAGGAUGAAGCUGCUUGGGAGAAAGUGCUAGCAGAGAGGUCCCCGGUUUAUCUUCAGGACAUGAUAAAGCUUUGUCAAAAUAGGGUUGUUCUCUUUGACAACUUGACCAAUAAUAUCGAGCACCGUGAGAUGCAACGCAGGAAAUUGCUUGCUGCAGUUGACUUUGUUAUAUCAAGCAAUGGUGGCAAAGCAUUUUCCUACCAGAUGUUCCCUCAGAUUCUGCAAGAAAAUGAUGAACAAAAUGAGAAUGUUGUUGGUGGAUAUUCAGCAGAAAGGAUUUAUGAACAAUUGACACAGAUAACCAAGAAGGUUGAUGAAAACCUGAACAGUACGGAAGAGGAAAUCCGGAGUCUCAGGGAGAGACUGGAGAAAUCUCAGAAAGUGUACGAUAGUGUCAAACAAGAAAUGAUAAAUGCAGAGAACCUGAGAAGGCGAGAGAAGGAAAAGAGGAACAGUCAGAAACUGGAGAACGGCAUACUCAGACAGGCACUUGAGAAGGCAAGGCGGGAUAUAGAGAUGUCGCGCAAGGAAAAGGAGAUCGAGUGGCUCAGGGAGAGCCUAAAGCUGGCUAAUAAAGAGAAGGAAAACUACAAGAGUAUGUAUGAGAAAAAGUGCAUUAUCAUGUGA
Triticum aestivum (bread wheat) is the source of this 1251-nucleotide messenger RNA. Its product is annotated as immune-associated nucleotide-binding protein 9-like. Lineage: Eukaryota; Viridiplantae; Streptophyta; Magnoliopsida; Poales; Poaceae. Gene Ontology annotation, molecular function: GTP binding. The coding region runs from base 160 to 1251 and encodes 363 amino acids. The transcript has 5 exons. The record is from RefSeq and is a predicted model, not a curated record.